GCCCAAACCGGCAAGAUGGCGUCGAGUGGCGGGGAGCUUGGAGGCGUAUUCGACCACCACGUCCAAAAGGCUGUAUGCGACUCGCGGGCCAAGUAUCGGGAGGGGCGACGGCCUCGCGCUGUCAAGGUAUAUACAGUCAAUUUGGAAUCUCGGUACUUAUUAAUACAAGGAGUUCCUGCAGUGGGAGCGAUGAAGGAAUUAGUUGAGCGAUUUGCUCUGUAUGGUGCAAUUGAACAGUAUAAUGCUCUGGACGAAUACCCAGCAGAAGACUUUACAGAAGUUUACCUUAUUAAAUUUCUUAAUUUACAAAGUGCAAGGAUAGCCAAGAGAAAAAUGGAUGAACAAAGUUUCUUUGGUGGAUUGCUUCAUGUGUGCUAUGCUCCAGAAUUUGAGACAGUUGAAGAAACCAGAAAAAAAUUACAAGAGAGGAAUGCUUAUGUAGCAAGAACUACUAAAAAUAAAGCUCAUUACAUGACAAAGAAGCAUAAAGAUACAAAAGAUUUUAGACAGGACUUCUAUUCGAAGACCUCUGGAUUUCCUGCAGCCUCUUUGAACACAUCUACUGGGAACUCAGAUCUUUGUCUUCCUUAUUCUUGUGAGUUGCCUUUGUGCUGUUUCUCCCCCAAAUGUACAUGUUCAUCAGGAGAACAUGUGGACAGAGCAUCAAACUCCUCUCAGGAUGGUAGAAACCAUGAUGAAACACUGGAGCAUUGUAACCACUAUGACUCUCUGCAGAAAAUGCAGAUGAAAACUUUGAAAAAUUCAUUGGCCUUCCCUGGCGCACAGAAGGCUAUUACUCCUUCAGAGGCAGUUGACAGAUUUAUGCCUAGGACAACACAACUGCAGGAGCGGAAAAGAAGAAGAGAAGAUGAUUGUAAACAUGGAACUCUUCUUGAAGCAAGCACAAGUAGUAAUGAGGUUAUGAUUGGCCCUCAGUUACCAGACAUUCCUAAAGUAGACAUGCAUGAUGACUCGUUGAAUACAACAGCGAAUUUAAUUCGGAGUAAACUUAAAGAGGUAUUUCAUCUGUGCCGAAGUCUCCAGAGGACAAGCUGGAAGGUGUGCGUGGAAGUCAUCCUUUAAAACAAAGAAGAAGAAUAUAAAUUGUCUGCAGUAAACUAAUAUUUUUAAAGGCCUAUUUAUUUUUUAUUUUUAGGCUGUCAUUGUAAUUCUUAAAGAGAUUUUACUGCUGGUAUUUUUUUUUAAUGCACUCCUCUUUGUAAUUUCAUUCAACCUACUUGUCUCAUAUAGUUUCAUCUUUUAAAAUUAGUUUAUCAUGGACAAAAUACAUGCCAGCCAAUUAUGUCCCUUAAAAAAACUAAAACUUUUCCAGAAGUUCCACCCAGUGACUUUAGUUACAUCUUAUUGGCUAGAACUGGGCCCGUGGCUGUUCCUUAUAGAGGAGUCUAGAAUGUUGAAUGUUUGGGUUUCCAACUUCUGUGGUUGAGGAAGCAAGAGAAAAGAGGGUUGUGAAUGGCUGAUUCACAAUAUGUGCCCCCAAAUCUAAGGUUGUUGGUUAACUUAACAAACAAAUUAAUUAAUUAGUUUAUCAUUACUUAUCAUAGAUGUUAUUUUGAUCCAUACUUAAUAUUACAGAAAUCAUUCUUACUACCUCUCACACUGCAAUCACUAUAUAUAAAUUAACUGAAGCAAAUAUAGAAACUUUAUAAUAUAAAUAUAGGCAACCAGGAUCUGUUUCUGAAUUUAAUAAUUUUGAGUAACUCACAUUCAAAAUCUAGAAGUCAGGAUGUGUUGGAAUGCCAGGGCUUCAAAAUCAAGACAAUUCUAUAAAGCAAAAAAGUUAAACUAUUAGAACAAAGCUAAAAUUAGAAGCUUAUAUGCUUUAGUUAACUUCAAAGAGUAAUUUACUUCAUCUAUGGCAGAAACAAAUCAGUAUUUGUAAAUGCUAGACUUUUAUUACCACUACUUUUAGCACAUCCACAUUUUUUUUUUUUCCUGGCAGUGCAUCACAUAAUUGGAAAUCCAAGUAUGUCCAGGCUGUUUCCUUUUUUUUUUUUUUUUUUUACUGAUAACAAUAACCUAAGGAGGCCCAUACAAAAUGGUGUCUGUUUUUCUCCCUGUCCUAAGGGCCUCUUGCCUAAUGGAUUGAAUUUGAAUAUAAAGGUUAGGAAGUUCCACCUUCAUUUAUGACCUACUGAUUCAAACUUGCUAGGAAGGCACUUAGUUGUGGAUGGUAUUAAAAGAAGCUGCAGGCAAGGUGUCUGUCUGGCUCUACCUCCUUGUGAGGUAAUUAAUUAGAUAUAUAGUUGACCUUUGAACAACACGGGGUUAGGGUUGCUGACCCUCCACACAGUCAAAAAUCCACAUAUAACUUUACAGUCUGCCCUCCAUAUCUGCUGUUUUGUAUCCUCAGAUUCAACCAACCAUGGAUUAUGCAGUACUGUAGUAUGUAUUUAUUGAAAAAGAAAUCCACAUACAAGUGGACCCUCACAGUUCGAACCCGUGUUGUUCGAGGGUCAACCAAACUUUUUGCUGCACUCUCAGUUAAAAAAAUACAUUAGUCACCUCAGCAUAGAGUUGGAAAAAGCAAGUUUCUCUCUGGAUCAGGCUUCUCAGAUUUUAAGGUGCUGUGAAUCUCCACCUGUUGUCUUAUUAAAAUGCACACUCUGAUGGUGGUGGCAGAGGCUGGUGGGUGGCCGAAACUGGGAGUUGUUUAAUGGGUAUAGAGUUUCAGUUGUGCAAGAUGAGAAGAGUUCUCGAGAUUGGUUGCACAAUAGCAUGAAUGUACUUAACACUACUGAACUGUACACAUAAAAUUGGUUAAGAAGGUAAAUGUUGGGCUUCCCUGGUGGCGCAGUGGUUGAGAGUCCGCCUGCCGAUGCAGGGGACACGGGUUCGUGCCCCGGUCCGGGAGGAUCCUACAUG
Molecule: messenger RNA, 2886 nt
Organism: Delphinapterus leucas (beluga whale)
Lineage: Eukaryota; Metazoa; Chordata; Mammalia; Artiodactyla; Monodontidae
Source: RefSeq, a predicted model, not a curated record